AUGUAUCUUAGGAGUGGCUUUCUGGUAGAGGCGUCGAAGUCUUCUGAGAAUUUUGGACCCCUAAGUCGGAAAUCCCACAGUCAAGAGCAAGAGCAAGAGCACAAGUUCUAUCUUUUCUCGCCUUUAGCACUGGACUGUGGAGGAAAUCAUCGCACCAGAGCCCUCGUAGAGCGACGAGUGGAACCAGUGCAGCCUUAUGCCAUGGUGUUGAAGACAUUGAGCCCGACAACCUUUGGACAUCAGCUGCACCAGGGUUGUGGUAUCCAGUAG
Molecule: messenger RNA, 270 nt
Organism: Penicillium crustosum
Lineage: Eukaryota; Fungi; Ascomycota; Eurotiomycetes; Eurotiales; Aspergillaceae
Exons: 1
Coding region: 1-270 (89 amino acids)
Source: RefSeq, a predicted model, not a curated record